AUGGCCGUCCUCAACCUCAACCUCCUCCUCCUCAGCGUCCUCGCCGCCACCAACACGCUCGGCGCUGCUCUGACUUCUCGUGCUGCUGCUGCGGAGCCCGUAGAUAUAAGCGCCCGAGACGUGACGACGUUCCGCAUCUGCAAGGACAUCUACUUCCAAAACUGCGCCAACUGGAAAGACGUCACGACGGGCGUGUGCUACGACUUCACCUCGUCCGACUGGAACGACAAGCUCAGCUCCGCGCACUCCGCCGCUGGCUUUAAGUGCUAUAUUUACAAAGACUGGGGCUGCACCGGCGGCGAGGGCGGCCCGAUUACGUUGAACAACGAUCAUCGCGACCUGAGGCAGUUUGGGUGGAAUGAUAUUACGAGCUCGUUUCGUUGCUGGCGGAGUUGA
Trematosphaeria pertusa is the source of this 396-nucleotide messenger RNA. RefSeq lists its product as uncharacterized. The transcript is spliced from 3 exons. Bases 1 to 396 code for a protein of 131 amino acids. The record is from RefSeq and is a predicted model, not a curated record. Lineage: Eukaryota; Fungi; Ascomycota; Dothideomycetes; Pleosporales; Trematosphaeriaceae.